GCGCUGCUUUACGGCACGCGCCCCGCCCCUCCAUUACGGGAAGUGCGGAGCCGGCAAGCAUGGCCGCCGCCUGCUUUCCCGGCCGGCUGGCGGCUGCCCUGGCCGCCUUGUUGCUCUUGUCUUUCGGAAGGUUGGCAGCUAGUCAGCUCGAGGAUCAAGCAGAACAAUUCUUUAGAAGUGGCCAUACAAACAACUGGGCUGUUUUGGUGUGUACAUCCCGAUUCUGGUUUAAUUAUCGACAUGUUGCAAAUACUCUUUCUGUUUACAGAAGUGUCAAGAGGCUAGGUAUUCCUGACAGUCACAUUGUCCUGAUGCUUGCUGAUGAUAUGGCAUGCAAUCCUAGAAAUCCCAAACCAGCUACAGUGUUUAGUCACAAGAAUAUGGAACUAAAUGUGUAUGGAGAUGAUGUGGAAGUGGAUUAUAGAAGCUAUGAGGUAACUGUGGAAAAUUUUUUGCGGGUAUUAACUGGGAGGAUCCCAUCUAGUACUCCUCGGUCAAAACGACUUCUUUCUGAUGAUAGAAGCAAUAUUCUUAUUUAUAUGACAGGACAUGGUGGAAAUGGUUUUUUGAAAUUUCAAGAUUCUGAAGAAAUUACCAACAUAGAACUUGCAGAUGCUUUUGAACAAAUGUGGCAGAAAAGACGGUACAAUGAGCUACUAUUCAUUAUUGAUACUUGUCAAGGAGCAUCCAUGUAUGAGCGAUUUUAUUCUCCUAACAUAAUGGCUCUAGCUAGUAGCCAAGUCGGAGAAGAUUCACUCUCACAUCAACCUGAUCCUGCAAUUGGAGUCCAUCUUAUGGAUAGGUAUACAUUUUAUGUUUUGGAAUUUUUGGAAGAAAUUAAUCCAGCUAGUGAAACUAGUAUGUAUGACCUUUUUCAGGUAUGUCCCAAAAGUCUCUGUGUUUCUACUCCUGGACAUCGUACUGAUCUUUUUCAGAGGGAUCCUAAAAAUGUCCUGAUAACUGAUUUUUUUGGGAGUGUACGAAAAGUGGAAAUUACAACAGAAACUAUUAGUUUGCAACACGAUUCAGAAAUCAUGGAAAGCAGCUAUACGGAAGACAGGAUGGAUGAAGAUCUAAUGGAACCUUUGAAAUAUGCUGAACAACUUCCUGUAGCUGAAAUAAUACACCAGAAACCGAAGCUGAAAGACUGGCAUCCUCCUGGGGGUUUUAUUCUGGGAUUAUGGGCACUCAUUAUCAUGGUUUUCUUCAAAACUUAUGGAAUCAAGCAUAUGAAAUUCAUUUUUUAAACUGAAGGACAUAUGAAGAAGAAUAUAUUGAAAAUUUCAACUUUGGAUACAAAUUUGUUAUUAUGUGUUUUUUAAAAUACAUUACUCUUGUGUAAAUUGGAAAAAAGUAUAAGAAAACUAAAUGUAAAUGAACUAUUGACUUCAUAACUUAAAAAUAUUUGUAAUGCAAUCGAUUAUUGGCCAUAAAUAUAUUUCAUUUUUUUCAUUUUGUGUAUCAUAGAAACAAAUGGGACAAAGAGAUCAGAGUAGAUUGAUUCUUUUUGAAAAUAAUAGUUUCCUCUAAUCUUAUCCUCUUUUCUUUUGGAAAAGAAAAAAUUGUGGGACAUUAAAUUCUCAGUAAAUGAUGUAACUUCUGUUAAUAAUUUUGUGUAUGUUCUAUCAAUUAUGCAUAUAUCUUUCCCAAAGUAGAGUUCAUAUAAAAUACUCAAUUUUAUAACUUUUCAUUUUAUAAUAUAUUAUCUACCUUUUCAUUUUCCUUGGAUAUUCUUCAAGAAAACAUUGUGAAUGACUGCAUAAUAUCCCUUGUAUGAGUUUAUAACAAUUUAUUUAACAGUCUUCUGUUAUUGGACCACUUACCUUAGGUAGUUUCCAGAGCUUUCCUUUGGUUUAUUCUUAAAUGUAUUAUUAUUUUUUUAUUAAUUUAUUUAUUUUAAUUAGGUAUAUAUGACAGCAGAAUGCAUUUUGAUUCAUUGUACACAAUUGCAGCACAACUUUGAAUUUCUCUGGUUGUACACAAUGUAGCGUCACACCAUAUGUGCAGUCAUACUGUACCAAGGGUAAUGAUGUCCAUCUCAUUCCACCAUCUUUCAUAACCCCCUCUGCCCCACCGGCACCCUGUAUUAUUAUUUUGCUAUCAGUUACUCCAGAAAUUCUGCAGGUUUAAUUAUAAAUAAAAAUGAAAAAUCAGCUCCUUUAUCUAUAAUACUGACAAUCUUAAGGACUUUUUUGUUGUCAGUAGUUGAUCUGAGAAAUUUUCAACCUUUGUAAAUCACAUACUGACUUCCCAAAUAAAUAUACAUUAUUGUUUUUCAUUUCUAAGCAUAUUGUGAUUCUCUAGACUUGAUCACCUCCUCUUCAAGUUUCUCCUUGAAAGAGAAGGUCAACAAGGACUUUAUUUCAUUCAGGUUAAGCUAAGUCUUGCCCACUGGCUAGAUCUACCCUUUCCCUCAGGACAGUACGCUAAAGUAGAUGACUCUCAUGGAAACAUACACACUAUGGUCCUUCUUAUCUGACAGAUAUAUCACCCCUCUCCUGGCCUUUGAUAAGAUGCAAGAGCUCUUGUCUCUAUCACUGAUUUUUAGCCUACCAGCCAUCUUCACGUUUUUCUUUAAGACUGGAAAUAGUAUUGAGAUUGUGCUUUGUGAUUAAUGUCAGACACUGAUUUUUCUUUUCAAACUUUUGUAUAUGGGGUGGAGGGGAAUGACUGAAAAUUCAGUAUUCAUGUCCCAGGGAAACUUUUAUGUGUUUUAUCUGUUUUUGUUCAAGAAUUUAUGUGUUAAUCUUUUUUCAUUGCAAAGAUCAGUUUUAUAGUUACAAGUAAGAUCAAGAAGAUAAACUUCUUUCAUAAUAAAACCUCUUAAUAUUCCUAAGAAUUUGUUUACCUUUUAACAGUUAAAUAUUGUACUUUAGUUACAUGCAGAAUUGUUAUAUUUUCACAGGCAAAGGAUAGUUAGGACAAAUAAUUUUGAGAUUUUUGCUGGCUGAGUUUAUUUUAAUUGAUCUUUUUAUUGGUACAUUAUAUAAAUGAAGAAGAAAAAAUACAUCUAAUUUAUAUAAAGAAGGAUCUUUUUGUACCUAGAAAGGAGGAAAAACAAACUUAAAUCGGAAUAACCUCAUCUUAGUGGUACAAGACAAAGUUUGAGCAUAUCACCUUCCAGACAUACCCACAAGGUCAUAGGCACCAUGGUGGGGUGGAGCUAGUUAGUGUGGUAAAGGAAUUAUGAUUGUUCUUGAGCCAAAGUAAUUUAGCCUGAAUAUAAUGAAACAUACCCUAAUGGUAAAGGCUGCUGGAAAGUAAAAAGAUUCCUCUUCAGAGGCUAUAGAAGGUGCCCUUCUUAGUUAAAACCAAACUGGGAAAAGUAAUCCUGGAUAUAAUAUACAGGAUUAAUUUUGCCUAGACAGAGUUUCAAAGGGCAAUUAAAUUUUUCUCUUUCACUAUUGAAUUUUCAGAAUAUAGUUAAAGGAAAAAGCUUAAAAUAUGUUAAAGUUUAGCUCAUAACCAUAAUAUUUUUACAUAAAGUAUAUUCUGCUUUUAAUAAUAAGCAAAUCCUGUGCAUAUGUAAGUGGGUAUACUUAGGAAAUAUUUUAAGUGCAAUUAAAUGGCUUAGAGUUUAAAUGAUAAUAUAAAAGCACAUCCUUAUAUGUAUUUUCCUUGAGCCACAAAGAGCUGAACAACAAAGAAGUGUUUUGGUUUUUGUUCCUCCCUUUUCUCAUAGUGUUGUUGUGGUGAGGAUCAAAUGAGAUGAUGUUAUGACUAAAGAUUUUGGGAAUUGUAAAUAUGUGGUGGUAUUUUUAUUUCUGCUUAGGAAGAUAUUAAGGCGGGAGUUAAUGGUGACAGUGCCCCCCUGUUCUGUUCUACUUGUUUAUCUUUUAAAGCUAUUCAAUGUGAUUCUUGUUCUCCUUGCUAUUCUCUUUCUCCUCCCCCACCAUGUCCUUCAGGGAGAAAAGAAAUAUAGAUAAAUAGAUCCCAGCAGACAUGUCCUGACAUUUCAGGGAGGGCCAGGGUAUAAUGAUGCCAUCCUGCAAAGGCAGCCUGUGUGAAAAAAAGAAACCAAAUGAUGUGAAUUUUAAAAUUACAAAAGAUAUUUAUAUGCAGCUUAUGAAAGGAAAGUGUAGUUUGAAUGCAAAGCUGAUUAAAUUGGAUCAAAAAAUUGGAAUUAAAUACAAAUAUAAUGCAUGCAUUUAUGGUUUCAAUUUUUAUAUUUUCUCAGCUAGUUGAAAGUGAUGACUCCCACAGCAAGCAUAACUCAGUUUGCUUCUGCUUACUGAGUAUUUUCUACUAUGGUAUAUGUUGAUAACUUUUCUUCCAUUAUGUAUGUUGUAUAGCAGAGUUACAGUUACUGUGGGAAUUAUCAUUUGAAACUUUGACUCAUGUGUUUUUGGAAUCUUUACGAUGAAUGUUGCAUUAACAUAGAACCUUUUUCAGUUGAUUCUAUCAAAAUUAAGCCCACCUGUAGUAGAUUGUUUGUACAUGUGAAAGAAAUAUUUUAUAAAUGUACCACAAGGUAUGACUAUAAAAUAAUGAGAUGUAUCCAUUUUUUCUUUAUGGUAUCCAGCCUCAUUACUUUAUUGUUCCGAUUCAACCCAAAGGCAUUUACCAUGAAGAAAGGGAUGUCAGGAUUGCUGUUCUGUUGUUACCUGCCCUAUUUCACAUGUACCUGCUGCUGAAAUAGAAAAGUCUUUCAAUUCAUGGACAAUAUACCCUGAUAGUGGUAACCAGGCUUUUUUUUGUUUGUUUGUUUAUUCCUUUUGGUACAAAAAAUUUACUGUUUUGGAAAUGUGCUUUAAAAUGUACAUUUUGGUUUAACUGUGUGGACUGUUAAAAUUGGUAUCAGUGAGGGUGUAACCAAGAAACUGGUUAUUAAAAAUUCAUUUAUUCCAAACA
Molecule: messenger RNA, 4851 nt
Organism: Ictidomys tridecemlineatus (thirteen-lined ground squirrel)
Lineage: Eukaryota; Metazoa; Chordata; Mammalia; Rodentia; Sciuridae
Gene: Pigk
Product: phosphatidylinositol glycan anchor biosynthesis class K
Biological process (GO): attachment of GPI anchor to protein; proteolysis
Cellular component (GO): GPI-anchor transamidase complex
Molecular function (GO): GPI-anchor transamidase activity
Source: RefSeq, a predicted model, not a curated record